Messenger RNA from Knipowitschia caucasica, 1149 nucleotides. Lineage: Eukaryota; Metazoa; Chordata; Actinopteri; Gobiiformes; Gobiidae. The record is from the annotation of a GenBank genome assembly.
AUGAACAAGCUGGCACUGAGUCUGGCUCAGAUACCGAGCCAACUGCUGGUGCUGAACCACCCUCUGCUCCUGGACCGUCCUCUGUUCCGGGACCGUCCUCUGCUCCUGGACCGUCCUCUGCUCCGGGACCGUCCUCUGCUUCUGGACCGUCCUCUGCUCCGGGACCGUCCUCUGCUCCGGGACCGCCCUCUGCUCCGGGACCGUCCUCUGCUCCGGGACCGUCCUCUGCUCCGGGACCGCCCUCUGCUCCUGGACCGUCCUCUGCUUCUGGUUCUUCGGUGCAGGCUGGCCGUUCCCCUGCUGCUGCUGCACCUACAGGGUUUGCAGGUCCACAAAGGAAGCGAGGGGAGACCUGCACCCGGGAGCCAACACGCUUGGAGCUGGAGCUGUUGGCCUACCUGCAGCGGACCAGUGCUCCUGCUCCUACUCCCCACAGUGUGGACUCUCUCUGAAGCAUGCGGCGCGGACGGGCCGGCGGAGGAGCACCGCGCACUGCCAACUACUGCGUCUAGCAUGAAUGUGGCCCUGUACGUGGUGACCCUGGCUCAGUGCGUGUGUGCCGUGGCGGUGGGACAUGUGGAGGGUCGCAGGACAUGCUCACUCUACUGUCGCGUCGGCAUCGGCUUCCACCUGCAGAUCCACCAGGACGGAAGAGUCAACGGCAGCCACCAGCCCAACCACCUCUGUGUGCUGGAGCUGUUCUCCGUGUCUCAGGGCGUCAUCGGCAUCAGAGGCGUCCACAGUAACCUCUUCCUCUCCAUGAACCACCGAGGACGGCUGCACGCCACGGAGCGCUUCACGGACGACUGCAAGUUCCGCGAGCGCUUCCAGGAGAACAGCUACAACACGUACGCCUCGGUGGCCCACAUGAACCAGCACACAGGCCGACAGUGGUAUGUGGCCCUCAACAAGCGCGGCAAAGCAAAGAUGGGCUCCAGUCCCAGGGUCAAGUCCCAGCAUGUGUCCACUCACUUCCUGCCCCGGGGCGGACUGCGCGCACAAGACGGCCUGGCCUUCACCAUCGCAGACAAGCCGUCAGAGAGCAGGACAAAAUGGCAGCUGAACCGGCCGGCGAAAGAGGCCGCAGCGAGCGUGAAUGUGCCCGCCAAAAGGACGGUCAAGUAUUGGCCCAAGUAUCGUUUUGGAUAG